UCUGGUGAAAUACCCGAAGGUUGGGCCUGUCUCACGGGCUGUCGGAACUUGGACAGAGCCUUGAAACACCGACCGGGCGAUUGUCCCACCGCGAUCCCUGAUGGAAGCCUGCCAUUCCAGGAUCCCAAGGAAACCUCGACUCCGGGCGCCGACCAUUGGCUUCCUGCUGGCCCUGACGACGGUUCCGCUGGCAUCUCCAUGUGCGCAAUCGACCAAAAUUGCCCAGAUGAUUUGAAAUGCUGUAACGAACAGUGUGUGCGGCCAGAAUUUGGAAAAGGUGUCCCAGGUCUGGUUGCAGCCCCACAGAUCGUCGAGGAGGGAAAACCCCGAGCUUUCGAGCUCUCCUGGAAUGCUGACAUGGGCGAACGAGACCCUCUCAGUGAUCCGGUAAUCUAUCUCCUACAAGUGCGCACAUACUUCGGUCCUGAAUUCGACCCUGUACAGGCGGGCGAGUGGAAAACAUUAACUAUGGUUAGUGAAUAUCCCACUACAAUUCCGGGCGCUAGACUGAGUGACCCUGAUGUUGGCUGGUGGUACCAAUACCGGAUAGCAGCCGUCAGUCCACAGGGCUCGCGUGGUUUCGGCGACUCUUCACCACCAGUUCGAAUGACUAAUCAACUGCCCAAGCCUGCCUCGCCUCCUCGUCAGCUGACCGAUGAUAUCUGGCGUCUGCACGCUGAUGGCAGUGUGCAAGUGCGCCUACAGUGGCAACCACCACUGACAGCCUCUAUUCCCAUCACGGAAUACCACGUACGUUUGGCAUGCUCCAGUCCGUUGGGCGUCAUAAAGUUUAAUCUUUCCGCUUCCUGCUCUGCUGAGUUCCCACAGGCCACCUUUACGACUGUGAUGCGGCAUGUAACCGUUUGGUUCAUGAAUCGGGCAUCCAUUCUGUCCACAUCGGGAACCCUCUCCAGCAUACGUUUCCUCACAUUACUUCAGCGGAUGGUAUCUUGGGCUGCUGAGGAGAACGAGCUAACUCCGCAUGGUAUCUACACCAAGAAUUCGAAGCCCUUCCGACAUAUUGUUCCGGGGAUGUGGGCGGUGUGUGCAUGGGGACCGGAAAGUCUCGUUUCGAAUCCGGCCACCCACUUCAUAAGAACACCAAAUGUACCGAAGAAGGACAUCUUUCAUGCUGGUGAUAACAGACACUAUUCGGCCUCAAGCGAGCUCGAUUUGGUACAAGUUGGCGCCAGGGCCAGCAGAAAAGAAGCCUUCUCUUCUGAAGCAGACGAUGAGGCGAUUCACGAGGCCGCGGAGACAUUCAAUUGUGAAUGUGAAGACCCCCGACGAAGCAACCGUCAAAAGAGUCGACUGUUCAUAACGUCCGGUUUCCGAAGCAUUCAAGUCGAUCAAAGCUCUGCUCCACACGAGACCGGUGGACUUAUUAUUCGUUUUGCUAACGAUCCGGGCGUUUUUGAUGGUCAAUUUCUGAAGACUUUCCUGACUAUCAAUGAAUUCUUUGAACCAAGGGGCCGAAAUCAAAUAAGGCCAGAUGAGCACUUUUCACCACGUCUACUUCACCUGAAGUGGAAGCCGGUCGCCUGCAUAGAAACCAGUGCCCAGGUCUCCAAGACGUUUGUCCCUCUGGAAGUCUCAGGAGCGAAUAUUGCAGGAAAAAGUUCUUCUGGCAACUAUUUUACCACUGAACAGAGCCGUUUCGUCGUCAUGGAGCCCGUGAGUACGUCCGGUCUUGCACCCGCCAGACUCAUCCGUUCUGGCCGCGUCGAGAUUUCUCCCCUACAACUCAAUUGCCACUACUCGGUCUUUGUGGUACCUGACGCUGAGGCCGCUAACCAGGGCAAAGCUGUCAAUGACGGCGGCGAUGGUGGUUCUCGCUCUACCCAUCCACCCAUUUCAGCCAUCCAAAUUGGCUGCCUGUGCACUCCGGCUUGUUUCGACGAUCAAUCCCUGCCCUGGGCUUCGCAUUUCAGUUGCAUAAACGAAGGUAGAUUAGUCAUUACCAGGAAAACUAUCAGGCAUCCCUCAGACUCAUCUAUUCCUUUAAACUUGGUGAACGAGAUUUUGAAUAUAGCAGAACAUCAGUGCAGCCAACUUGCAUAA
Molecule: messenger RNA, 2061 nt
Organism: Dibothriocephalus latus
Lineage: Eukaryota; Metazoa; Platyhelminthes; Cestoda; Diphyllobothriidea; Diphyllobothriidae
Source: the annotation of a GenBank genome assembly